AUGGCCCCUUGGCGCCUCCACCCUGAACUGCUCCUGGCAGUGGCCGCUCUUUUUGCUGCGUCUGCUGCUGCUGACUACACCCCUCAUGACACAGCGUCCGUCUGCUCAACGAAGAGCAACUACACCGACGGCAGCCAGUACGAGAUCAACCUCGACCAGCUCCUCCACGACCUUGGUGACGGCGCGGUUGGGGAUGGCGGCUUCUUCGUGACCAGUCGCGGCAUUUACCCCGACAAGGUAUACGGCCAAGCCAUGUGCUACGCCGACUGUGAGUGGACAAAGUGCCAGCUCUGCUUGCAGGUGGCACCGUCCUACGUGAUGAUCAAAGGGUGUCCCUACAGUCGGCAGGCCGCCAUCAUGUACGACUGUUGCUACCAGCGCUAUUCAGACAGGAAAUUCUCCGGCCACGCCGACUUGUUCGGCAAUGGUUUCGACUACAUAGACGGUAGGAGCUAUGCCGAUGCCAUGAACGAGACGAGGUGGAAGCUGGUAACCCAGCUCAUGACAGAGGCCGCCGGGUCGGCACUGCGGUUCGCCACCGGUAGCCAGACAUACGUGGACUCGCAUGGCGACUCCCAGGUGAUGUACGGCCUGGUGCAGUGCUCCAGAGAUUUGUCGGCGACCGACUGCACCAACUGCCUUAAUAACAUCGCACAAGCGAGCAUGAUCCGGAACGCCACCAUUGCUAACUACAGAAGGUACGGCUGCUACAUCACCUACACACCCAAUGCUAUCGACAUCCGGCCUGCAGGUCAAUCUCCAUAUCUGUUGCUGAGUCUCAAUUUUCAGCCGUGGGUGUAUCAAGAGGACGACGAGGCCAUGAAGAACGAGUUCAUGAAAGGGACCGGAUCUAGGCAAUUUCGCUACAGCGAGCUGGCAGCUGCCACCGACAACUUCUCAGACGACAAAAAGCUUGGGGAAGGCGGGUUUGGGUCAGUGUACAGAGGGUUCUUGAAGGGCUUGAGAAUUGAGGUGGCUAUCAAGAGAGUGUCCAAGGGCUCCAAGCAGGGGAGGAAGGAGUACGCCUCUGAGGUGAGGGUCAUAAGCCGGCUUCGGCACCGUAACCUGGUGCAGAUCGUUGGCUGGUGCCACGCCAGAGAGCAGCUCCUCCUGGUCUAUGCGCUGAUGCCCAACAGCAGCCUCGACGUUCACCUUCACCGUGCAGACAAUGUGCUGUGGUGGCCAGUAAGGCAUAAGAUCGUGCUGGGGAUCGGCUCCGCGCUUCUCUACCUGCAUGAGGAAUGGGAGCAGUGCGUUCUCCACAGGGACAUCAAGACGAGCAACAUGAUGCUGGACGCGUCGUUCAACGUCAAGCUUGGCGAUUUCGGGCUCGCCAGGCUCGUCGACCAUGACAGAGGGGCGCACACGACGGAGCUCGCCGGCACGCUGGGGUACAUGGACCCAGAGUGCACCGUCAGCGGGAGAUCCAGCACCGAGUCGGACGUCUACAGUUUCGGCGUCGUGCUGCUCGAGAUCGCGUGUGGACGGAGGCCCACCGUGGCUCGGCCGGACGGCACGCUGAUCCACCUGGCGCAGCGGGUAUCAGAGUUGUAUGGCCAAGGGAGGAUACUCGACGCAGCCGACGCACGGCUGGAUGGGAACUUCGACCCGCAGGAGAUGGAGCGCGUGCUAGCCGUCGGCCUCUGGUGCGCGUGCCACGACCGGGACCUAAGGCCGUCCAUAAGGCAGGCCAUCAACGUGCUCCGGUUGGAGGCGCCGCUUCCCGACAGGAUUCCGCCGGUUGGCCGUGCGGCCGGCCCUCUUCCCAUGCCAGACUCCGAUACGGGCCACAGCUCCGGCUCCACUCAGCAACUAAAUUAA
Triticum dicoccoides is the source of this 1821-nucleotide messenger RNA. Its product is annotated as L-type lectin-domain containing receptor kinase IX.1-like. Bases 1 to 1821 code for a protein of 606 amino acids. The record is from RefSeq and is a predicted model, not a curated record. Lineage: Eukaryota; Viridiplantae; Streptophyta; Magnoliopsida; Poales; Poaceae. The transcript has 3 exons. Gene Ontology annotation, biological process: protein phosphorylation. Gene Ontology annotation, molecular function: protein kinase activity; ATP binding.